AGGACUUUUAUUUAGUUGUCACUCGUUUUCGCUUCACCUUGUUUUGAAGCAGCGGUGCAUCAUGGGAUACAAAAUGUCUCCUAGGAGUGCUGGCUAAUGCUAAUUAACGAGCGAUAACUGCGAGUAGAUAUACAUUUUAUGCUUCUUCCAGCUGUGAAAUUGUCAUAAUAUAUAAAUAUAUGAUACAUUAACUGUAUUCUGCUUUCGAAAUGUCAACGAAGUCGGAGUCCAGAGUGUCAAGCUCCAGCUCCAGAUCCGAUGAAAGGAGGCGAUCAACGAGCUCAGGUCAAGAAAAAACUAAGCGUAAACGCAGCCGUAGUAGAUCUUCCUCGUCUUCCUCGUCGUCCUCUUCCAGGUCAUCUUCAUCAUCCUCAUCGUCCUCUUCUUCAUCCGGUUCAUCACACUCAUCCAGCCACAGUCGGAGUAGCUCCAGCAGUAGCGACUCCCGCAGUAAAUCCAGAAAGAAGUCUAAGAAAAGGAAAAUGGACAAACAAUCAAAAAAACCGAAAGGCAAGAAAGAGAAGCGACACAAACGAAAAAAAGACAAGAAAGUAAAAGGAGGAGAAGAAAACGUGGGACCUGUACAAAUCUCCAAGUAUUUGAAUGACAAGAAAAAGGGCAAGUACAGCAUGAUUUCAGGGAAGAAGAUAAAGAUGAAAGUAAAAAAGUCAAAGAAAGACAAACAGCGGGAUAAAAACCGAGCCCAACUUCUUGAGUUCUUGAACUCUACCCUGUGAUGCCACUGUCGACCGCAGUGGUGGUGCUCGGGAAAACGUCAGCAGAACUCAGGAAAAACAACCUUCCAGGACAACAACAAUGACCAGUUUUCUGAGAAAAAAGGAUGAAUAUGACUUACAUUACACACACAAGGGCAUGAUGGAGUGAAGGAGCUGUAUCUCUUGCAGUGAAGAGAGAUGCGUUCAGACCACCAGCUUCACUUUCACCAUGGCACUGCACAGAUGGCUAAUUAUUUGGCUUAGUCUGAUAGCAUUUGUGAUAUGAGAAUGGUUUAUGCUGAGCAGUGUCAUCCAGAAACGUUGUCUGUAAUCAACUACAUCCCAUGAAGGCCAGUGGCUGGCAGCGAUCAGCUUCUCAACUUUGUUUGUGGUCACCCCUUUAGAAGUGUACUCCACCGAUUGAGCAUUUUGCCCCUAUAACCUUGUCGAAUUCACAAUGGACCAGAAAUAUUGUCUUUUUUAUUCCACGUAGUUUUCUUCCUUGUCAAAAACCAGGCGUUUACAUUUCCCACAAUGAAGUGUGCGUGCCGACAAUUCAGCCGGACAUUCGGGUGUGUUAUGGUAGCAGCGGCUAAUAUAGCCUCGAGCCGCUAUCCUUAAGCAGAGCUGAGGAGCGGCCUACAGAGGUCUAGUAAGCUCACUUCUGUCUAACUCAACUCAUAAUUAUUUCAGAUUUUCAAACUUGUAGUCUUCAGUCCCAACCCACGUUGACUUAAAAGUGACCUCAAUUGAGGCAGUUUACCAGACUUCAUGUAGCCAGAAACGGCUUUAGACUAAACUAUCACUCUCAAAUAUUCAAUAGCACUCCCCAAAACCUGUCAACAGACUUUAAUGUGUAACAUUGAUGUCCCUUUAAACUUUGAAAUAUUUAUUUAAACUACAUGUAGGACCGUCCAUACUUCUUUUUUUUUUGUAGAUAUCUGUUAUGUUUCCACAGUUAAUGUUUGCUGUGGUAGCCACGGUGUUAUCAGUCUGUACUGAUAUAUACUUGUUUGUAUUCCUUUGUUUAAAAUUAUGAGAAUUAAUUUUUUGAAGGUAACUGUAAAGGUCUUUUCUCCAAAUUCAGCUAUGAAUAUUAUAACAGUCAUUUUAUUAAAACUGAAAUACAAAAGACUGUUCAUCCCCCUGUACCAGUCCAGUUUAAAGCUUUUUAUGGAUGGAGUGAACCUGUUGUGUACUUCUGAAUUUUGAUGUGUGACAAACAAUGAAAAGAAACGGCAAUAAACUGCUGGAAAGACUUUACUUCA
Messenger RNA from Etheostoma cragini (Arkansas darter), 1984 nucleotides. RefSeq lists its product as uncharacterized. NCBI's taxonomy places the organism in Eukaryota, Metazoa, Chordata, Actinopteri, Perciformes, Percidae. The record is from RefSeq and is a predicted model, not a curated record. The coding region runs from base 210 to 737 and encodes 175 amino acids. The transcript has 7 exons.